CCGUUUUGUCAACCAAUUGCACCACAUAUACCAAUUCGAGAACGUUUAUCAAGUCGUGCAAGAUGUUCCAGUGUUGGUGGAGAUAAUGAUCAAGAUGUAUAUGAUCUUCCAACCAGCUAUCUAAAUGGUCGACGACAACGUCGUAUGACACUGUUGCAAUCGUUACGAUAUCAGAAUAAACAACUUGCAGAUAGUGGUUUUGAAUUACUACCAGAAGAAAAAUCCAACAAAGACGGUGAAUCGAUUACGGAAUCUCCGAUAAAAAGUCGUAGUGAUUUACUUCCUUCACCACCAAUACGAUAUGGAGGCUCAAAAACAAAUUCAUUGUCACUUACAAAAAUUAAAGCCAAAGCACAUGCAUUUUUUGGAAAAAGAAGUCGAAAGAAACGGCACAGUGUAGCUUUAGGUGAAAGUUCAUCAAAAGAAUGUGCAAGCGACACUGAACAUACUGGUUAUACGUCCAUCGACUAUAGUACCAAAGAAAAUAGGCAACGUAAGUCUCCAUCAACUAAUGAUAGUGGUCGUGGUAGUCAAGGACGUUUAGGAAUUGAUGAAGAGCAAUUAAGCGAUUCACAUGAAACACAUAAAGUUGGAAAAACGAUUGCUGUAAUUGAGAAUUUGGACACGAAGAAAAGAGGUAGCAAUUCGGUUGGUACGAAUAGCCUUCUUAGAAGCGUAUCUUGUCCUGAACUCGGAACCCAUCUGUUAUAUUGUGAGUCGUUGAAUGAACGAGCAUCAUCUGCGCGAAACGAUAAACAUCUGGAAACUGAUAGCGAUGAAGAAUUUACCUCAUCAUCUGAUAAUUUUCAACAUAACGCUCAUAACCAUGAUCAUCCCGUUCUAUCUCCGUUGCACUCCGAGAAGAGCAUCGAAACAGUUGGUGCUACUCAAGGUUCUGACGUUCGAUUUGCUAAGAAAAUGAUACGACAAUCUGAAUCAUUUGCUGAAUCUGUCCCAUCUCGAAAGCAAUCUCAAUACAGCGCAAAUAUAGAAAAUCUACAACAGAAUCCCUCUUCAACAUGGGAACGGUGUGCUAUUGAAUCGUUUCUGUCAUCAUUGUCACCUUUACCUCCUCCAAUGCCAGCUUUUUCUUCAAUUGUUGGACACAACCGUUCAUCAGUAAGAUCUGAGACAACUGUAGACGAUGCAACGAGCACGGAUACGUCAUCGUUGUUGGACAAGAUGACACUUGGUGGAAAUGAUGAAGAUUGUGGCAGCUAUCGUGGUGAUUACGAUACAGAUAACGAUGCAAAUUCGUCUAGCAUUUUACUGGAUCAAUAUCUUCCAAUUUUAUCUGGUAACUGCUAA
Messenger RNA from Enterobius vermicularis (human pinworm), 1308 nucleotides. Lineage: Eukaryota; Metazoa; Nematoda; Chromadorea; Rhabditida; Oxyuridae. The record is from the annotation of a GenBank genome assembly.